AUGUUCCCAAGAAAGCUCACCCAUGGCGAUUAUACUGUCGGCUGGGUUUGUGUGCUGGAGGCUGAGUUCGAUGCGGCAAGAGCAUUGCUAGAUGAAGAGGAUGAGCCGUUACAGCCAGGGUUGAACGAUGAUAAUCUUUAUCUUCUUGGACGGUUGGGAAAACACAAUGUUGUCAUCACAUGUCCCGAAUCUUACGGUACAAGCCCGGCAGCUCAGACGGUUAACAAUAUGAUGCGAACGUUUCCCAGAAUCCGGUUUGGCUUGAUGGUAGGAGUCGGGGGUGGUGCACCGAAAAGCCCGCAUUCCAAAGAUCCGAAAAAAGACAUUCGGCUAGGGGAUGUAGUAGUGAGUGAACCUCAUGGAGAUCACAGUGGCGUUAUUCAAUACGAUAUGGGAAAAAUGAAGGACGACAAUGAAUUCCUGAUUCAGUCACAUAUGAACAAACCCCCAGCAAUUCUGUUGAAGGCCUUGAAGCAAGUCAAGUCAGACCAUCGAUUCAAGAAGAGCAAAAUGCAGGACUAUGUGUUGGAAGUCAUGGAUAAAAUGAAAGAUUUACCGGAAUUUGAAGACUUCGAAUUCCCAGGUCGACGGCAAGAUCUUUUAUUCAAGGCGGACUAUCGUCAUGCGAAAGGAGAAGACUGCCAAAACUGUGAUAUUCAACAAACCCAGAGUAGGGUCGAUCGUAUGUCCGAAAAUCCCGUCAUUCAUUACGGUUUGAUCGCCUCGGGAAAUGCUGUCAUGAGAUCUGCGCAACGUCGAGACGAGUUACGCGAUGCCCAUGACGUGUUGUGCUUCGAAAUGGAGGCAGCAGGUUUGAUGAAUCAUUUCCCAUGCAUUGUGAUCCGUGGAAUUUGUGACUAUUCAGAUGGUCACAAAAGCAAACUGUGGCAACCAUAUGCUGCAAUUGUUGCUGCUGCUUAUGCGAAAGACCUUCUUAGAGUUACCAACCCAGGGGAGGUUGUGAACUUAGAGCUGGCUGCUGAUGUUGUGAAAAAUUUCACCGAGACCCUGUCAAAUGUGGAGAUCAAUGUUUCUAAGAUAAGGAAGACGGGAGAGAAUGAUCUCAAGCAUGAAAUUCUCCAAUGGCUAACCCCAGUCGACUACGGUCUACAGCAAAGUGAGCUCCUUGCUCGCCGAGAAGUAGGAACAGGGCGGUGGCUACUGGAGUCGACGGAGUUCCAAGAAUGGCUCAGAGAAAGCAAACAAACAUUAUUUUGCCCAGGUAUACCAGGUGCGGGCAAGACAUUCAUGACUUCUAUUGUCAUCGACCACUUGGACUCCACUCAUGGAAACUGUCCAGAUGUUGGCAUAGCAUAUGUUUAUUGUAGCUAUCGAUCUCAGUUACAAAAAACAUCCACAGAUGUGUUUCUGAGUCUCCUGAUGCAACUCACAAGAGGCCGACAAGAACUUCCCUCAGAAAUUCGAAAACUCUAUACAUAUCAUAUCAUGAAAGGGACCCGACCAACCAUGACUGAGGUGACAGACCUAUUGAUUUUGGUCAAUAACUUAUAUUCCCGAUCCAUUAUCCUGAUUGAUGCCUUGGAUGAGUUUUACACUUCGAAUUCUGAGAUCGAUAUGCUCCUCACUGAGUUAUUCCGCGUCCAAAAAAGCACCGCACUGAAUCUGUUUGCAACUUCUCGAAACAUACAAAAUGUCACGUCACAUUUUGAAGACUGCAUAUUGAAAGAGAUCAGUGCUCAAAAUGACGACAUCCUACGCUUCGUUGAUGGCCAGAUACCUCGGCUUCGCCUUCCGCAACUGUCAAAAUACCCAGCCGUCCAGGAUUCAAUCCGGCAUACUAUUAUCGAAUCAGCCGGUGGAAUGUUUCUCCUUGCAAACCUGCAUAUGCAAUCCCUUCUGGGUCAACCGACCAUAGGGCAUCUUGAGAUAGCACUGAAGAAUCUACCCUCCGGAGAAUCACGGCUGGACGAUACCUACAACAAAGUAGUAGAACGGAUAGAAAGCCAGCAUGAAGGUCAUAAGGACCUCGCCAGACGGAUUCUGACUUGGUUAACGUACAGCAAGAGAGCACUUUCGCUUCUAGAGAUACAACAUGCUCUUGCUGUCAGAAAAGGAGCUUCGGAUUUUGAUGAAAAGUUUAUUGCGGAUGCAGGCACCCUUGGCUCUGUGUGCGCUGGAUUGAUCAUAGUGGACCAAAAAAAUGGGACCAUUGAUUUCAUACAUUACACAACCAAGGAGUUCUUCGGGCGCGCACCUCAAUAUACAGAAGCGAAGGCCGAGAUCUCAGCCACCUGUCUCACAUACCUUUCGCUCGAAGCUUUCAAUGAUGGUUUCUGCUUGAAUGAUGCCAGUUUCGAUUCAAGGAUACAGAAAUAUCCAUUUUACAACUAUGCGGCACGAUACUGGGGGUAUCAUGCCGAAGAAUUGCCUGGGGAGCCAGAAAAUUUGAUGCUUGAGUUUCUCAGCAACGAGGCUAAAGUAUCUGGAUCGUAUCAAGCAAUGAUGAUGGAAAUUUACUAUUAUCUUCCUUUCACAUAUAGUCAAGCAGUGCCAAGGCAUAUGACAGGUGCACACCUUGUGACGCAUUUCAACUUGAUGAAGGUCAUGAUCACUUUACUUUUGAAAGGACAUGACAUGGACUCAGUGGGUUUCCUUGGACGAACACCUCUGUCAUUGGCUGCAGAGAACGGACAUGUGAGAUUGGUAUUGUUGUUACUCACAACAGAUAAAGUGGAUGCAGAUUCCCAAGACCGGGAGGGGCGGACGCCCCUGUCUUGGGCCGCCGAAAAGGGACACAAGGAUGUCAUUGUUUUACUCCUUGCAACUGGCAGAGUCGACCCUGACUCCAGGGAUAAGAUGGGACGGACGCCAUUGUUAUGGGCAGUAAAACAGGGCCAUGAAGCUGUGGCGUGGCUUCUGCUCAGCAAUAAACGAGUCAAUCCGAACUCAAAGUCAGUGCGACUGAAUUGGACUUCUCCUCUGUCAUUGGCAGCAGAGAAUGGCCUUGUGACCGUGGUGUGGCUGCUGCUUAAAAAUGACCAGGUCGAAAUUGACCCCAGGGAUAAGCUUGGACAGACACCGCUGUCGUUGGCAGCAAGAAGAGUUCAUCUUGAAGUGGUCCAACUGCUACUAGACCGAGGUGCCGACCCAAAUUCUGCUGAUGAGCAUGGACAGACUCUCGUCUUUAGAGCAGCAGAAUAUGGCCGUCUUACAGUAGUACAACUACUACUAGACCGAGGUGGAGACAUAAAUGCUGCUGAUAAUGAUAGACGGACUCCAGUCUAUAUAGCAGUAGAAAGAGGUUAUCUUGGAGUAGUCCAACUGCUACUAGACCGAGGCGCAGACCCAAAUACUGCCCACAAAAGUGGAGAGACUCCACUAGAUAUAGCAAUAAUGCGCGGCAAUCCUACAAUGGUCCAACUACUACUAGACCGAGGUGCCGACCCAAAUUCUGCUGAUGAGCAUGGACAGACUCUCGUCUUUAGAGCAGCAGAAUAUGGCCGUCUUACAGUAGUACAACUACUACUAGACCGAGGUGGAGACAUAAAUGCUGCUGAUAAUGAUAGACGGACUCCAGUCUAUAUAGCAGUAGAAUGUGGCCAUCUUGAAGUGGUCCGACUGCUACUAGACCGAGGUGCCUACCCAAAUCCUGCUGAUUACAAUGGGUGGUCUCUAGUCCAUAUAGCAGCAGAAUGUGGCCAUUUUGAAGUGGUCCGACUGCUACUAGACCGAGGUGCCUACCCAAAUCCUGCUAAUUACAAUGGGUGGUCUCUAGUCCAUAUAGCAGCAGAAUGUGGCCAUCUUGAAGUGGUCCGACUGCUACUAGACCAAGGUGCCCACCUGAAUACUGCUGAUUACAACGGGUGGUCUCCAGUCCAUACAGCAGCAGCGCAUGGCCAUCUUGAAGUGGUCCGACUGCUACUAGACCGAGGUGCCUACCUGAAUACUGCUGAUUACAACGGGUGGUCUCCAGUCCAUACAGCAGCAGCGCAUGGCCAUCUUGAAGUGGUCCGACUGCUACUAGACCGAGGUGCCCACCUGAAUACUGCUAAUAACGAUGGGUUAUCUCCAGUCCAUUUAGCAGCAGAAUGUGGCAAUCUUGAAGUGGUCCAACUGCUAAUUGAUAGAGGUGCAGAUCUGUAUGCUAAGAGCGGACGGACAGCAAUCGACAUUGCAGCAGACAAUGACCAUCUUGAAGUGGUUGAACUUCUCCAGGAUAAACUCGCAAUUUGGUCAUCAGCAAGAGUGGCUCUUUUUGGUGAAGAUGAAUAA
Messenger RNA from Penicillium verhagenii, 4233 nucleotides. RefSeq lists its product as uncharacterized. Gene Ontology annotation, biological process: nucleoside metabolic process. Gene Ontology annotation, molecular function: catalytic activity; protein binding. The transcript is spliced from 4 exons. Bases 1 to 4233 code for a protein of 1410 amino acids. Lineage: Eukaryota; Fungi; Ascomycota; Eurotiomycetes; Eurotiales; Aspergillaceae. The record is from RefSeq and is a predicted model, not a curated record.